Molecule: messenger RNA, 2593 nt
Organism: Somion occarium
Lineage: Eukaryota; Fungi; Basidiomycota; Agaricomycetes; Polyporales; Cerrenaceae
Source: the annotation of a GenBank genome assembly
GUGCUUUGCUUCUGAUGCGUUCUGGGACUAAGAAAGCGCGAUCUCCCUGGUUACGUCACAGUCAGAUCUUCAGAUCGAAAGUCAUUCGAAACUUGUCGCUUGCAGCUUCAAUAAGUUUGAUCUUAUACUUUCACUUUCAGCUUCAAUUCGUUCGCAUACGUGUACUGCAGCUGGGUCGUACCGUGUAUUGAUUAAUAUUAGAAGGUUUCAAUAGACCUCAAAACAUGGGGCACUUAGUGACUGUAGCAACGUGAGAUCAUGUUCCUAUCGGACAGAACCCGUUCUAAUGUGUUUGCUUCACAGUUGUUCCCUCAACCAAUGGGCUCUAGAUUUCGAAGGUAACCUCGAGCGUAUUCUUACCAGCAUAAGGAUCGCAAAAGAGCGAGGAGCAACACUACGCGUUGGGCCUGAGCUAGAGAUUCCGUAUGUUAUAGUGACAGAUCACGUUGCUGCUUGGUAUUUAUCGUUAAAUAGAGGAUACGGCUGUUUAGACCACUUCCUUGAAGGCGAUACAUGUUUGCAUUCAUGGGAGGUCCUGGCGAAAAUCCUUACCUCGGAAGAAGCGCAAGGAAUUGUGUGUGAUGUUGGAAUGCCAGUCAUGCACAAGAACGUCAUCUACAACUGUCGAAUUAUCAUCCAUGAUGGACAGAUCCUCUUGAUCCGGCCAAAAAUGUGGAUGGCAAACAGCGGAAAUUAUCGUGAAUUACGAUACUUCACUCCGUGGAUGAAGCACCGUGAAGCCGAAGACCACUAUUUGCCUCGGAUAAUCAAAGCAAUUACUGGUCAGGUCAAAGUUCCGUUCGGAGAUGCCGUCGUUAGCACCAUAGAUACGUGCAUUGGGGUUGAAUUGUGCGAAGAAUUAUUCACCCCUUCUAGCCCUCAUAUUCUGAUGGGAUUGGAUGGCGUCGAGAUAUUCACAAACUCUAGCGGAAGUCACCAUGAACUGCGAAAACUUUUCACUCGAGUUGAAUUGAUCAAGGAAGCUACCAUGAAGCUGGGUGGCAUCUAUCUAUACGCAAACCAACAAGGCUGCGAUGGUGACAGAUUGUACUACGAUGGUUGUGCCAUGAUCGCUGUCAAUGGACGGAUUGUGGCACAGGGAUCCCAAUUCUCUCUUCAAGACGUUGAAGUUGUGACAGCAACCGUCGACCUCGAGGACGUCCGUGCUUUCAGGGCUGUCAGCAGCAGGAGUAUGCAAGCUGCUGGGGCAAGCCGUUAUCAACGUAUUGAAGUUGAUUUCGCGCUUUCGGAAGAGGAUGAUACCAACUCAGUCAAAGACGUCAGUGAGCUGGUCGUCAAGAAUUAUGAUAUUCGGUAUCACAGACCUGAGGAAGAAAUCGCUUUGGGUCCUGCAUGUUGGCUAUGGGAUUACUUGCGACGUUCCCGCACGCAAGGAUAUUUCUUACCUCUGAGUGGAGGCAUCGACAGUUGUGCCACUGCGGUAAUUGUUCAUUCCAUGUGUCGUCUGGUAGCAGAAUCUGCUCUUAGAGGAGAUCAAGCAGUCAUAUGGGACGCGAGACGUGUAGCCGGCGAACCUGAGAACUCAACAUACGUUCCUUCUGACCCAAAAGACUUCGCUAACAGGAUCUUUCAUACUUGUUAUAUGGGCACGGAAAACUCCAGUGAAGAAACUAGAAGACGCGCCAAGGAGCUGGCUCAAGCCAUUGGCAGUUACCACACUGACUUGAAUAUGGACUCGAUUGUUACAGCAGUCCGAAACCUCUUCUCCUUCGUGACGGGAGCGAAGCCUCAGUUCCGAGCCCAUGGUGGAUCGCCUGCGGAGAACCUUGCUUUACAGAACAUUCAGGCGAGGCUGAGGAUGGUCCUGGCAUACCUGUUUGCCCAGCUCCUACCAUGGGUUCGUGGCAGGAGUGGUGGACUGUUAGUGCUUGGUAGCGCGAAUGUUGAUGAAAGCUUGCGAGGAUACUUAACGAAAUACGACAACUCUUCAGCCGAUAUCAAUCCCAUUGGUGCAAUCAGUAAGACCGACCUGAAGAAGUUCAUCGCAUACGCAAAGGACUCUUUUGAUCUGCCGAUAUUAACUCAGUUCUUGGACGCUGUUCCGACCGCUGAACUUGAGCCGAUCACAGAGACUUAUGUCCAGGCGGAUGAGGCGGACAUGGGUAUGACCUAUGACGAACUCUCAAUAUUCGGUAGACUACGUAAGGUGGAGAAAUGCGGACCUUACAGCAUGUUCACGAAGCUCGUACAUGAAUGGGGCUCGUUCUUAUCGCCGACACAAGUGGCGGAGAAAGUCAAGCUUUUCUUCUUCGAGUAUGCCAGGAAUAGGCAUAAGAUGACAACAUUGACACCCUCCUAUCAUGCAGAACAAUACAGCCCGGACGACAACAGAUUUGACUUGCGGCCCUUCCUCUACCCUUCCAGGUUCCCAUGGCAGUUCAAAAAGAUCGACGCUCUUGCAACUUCCCUUCCAGACAGGUCGACUAUGCAUCCUCGGGAAGCGAAAGAGAAGAUAUAAUAAAUCAAUAGAUUAAGAGGGUAUAUCGAGGUGUGCGAAUAUAAGAAGACAGAAGUCCUUGUGUACCGUAGAGAACCAAAGAUGUAGAGUCCAAUGGAAGAACCAAUGAUUGAG